GAAGGACCAAUGGCUCACUCAGGAGGGAUCAUCGCUGCUGGGCUCGGCAAGGGAAGGAUUCCUUGGUUUAAAGGGGACAUCAGUCUGUAUAGUUUAUUCCGUACUGACCACAACAUAAGGGAUCUGGUGGCAGCUGGGGCAGCAUCUGGUGUGUCUGCAGCCUUUGGUGCUCCCGUAGGAGGAACUCUCUUUAGCGUCGAGGAAGCUGCCAGUUUCUGGAAUACAGAACUUGUAUGGAAAGUGUUCUUUUCAGCCAUGAUUGCCUGUUUCUCAACAAAUGUCAUUCUCAGUGCCUUUGAGGGACACCCAACACAGCUGUCCAACCCCGGUCUGGUUCGCUUUGACACGUUUCCCAAUCUGACUUUCGACCUCAUUGAAGUUCCAGUAUUUAUAUUCAUGGCUGCAAUUGGAGGUCUGAUUGGAGCUCUCUUUGUUGUGAUGAACUAUAAACUAACAGUGUUCAGACAAAAAUACCUGCAUAGAAAGAAGUGGAUCAAAGUUGUUGAGGCCGUUCUGGUGGCUGUGGUCAGUGCUAUAGUUGCCUUCAGUCUCAUGCUGUCUGUCCGAGAUUGUACAAAUGCUAAGCCUUACACGCAUCAUGCUAUUACCACGAAGAUGGGGUGUGAAGGCGAUUCUCACAACGCAAUGUCUGCUCUGUUUCUGACCACACCUGAGGGAUGUCUGAAAGCUUUGUUGCAUGAUCCUAUAGAAAGUUACAGCGUCAUGUCCUUAGUGUUGUUCAUAGUCAUAUUUUUCCUCCUGGGCGUGUGGACGUACGGUCUCAGUGUCUCCAGUGGCGUCUUCAUUCCUUCACUGGCGAUUGGAGCAGCCUGGGGGAGACUGGUUGGUCUGGGUAUAGUUCAGCUGUUCCCUGACCAGGCCAAGGAUGUUGGCAAGUAUGCUUUGAUUGGAGCGGCAUCUCAACUGGGCGGGAUCUUGAGGACGACCAUCUCCUUGACAGUGAUCAUUGUGGAGUGUACAGGCGACAUCACUUUCGGCCUCUGCAUCAUGAUCUCACUGAUGAUUUCCAAGUGGGUUGGAGACUUUUUCACAACAGGUUUGUACGACAUGAACAUUGAGGUCAGUGGGAUACCGCUGUUGUCGUGGGAACCGCCACCACUUUGCGAAAACAUACGUGUCAAUGACUUCAUGAGCCAGCCUGUUAUGACUCUUUUAGCUGUGGAAAAAGUCGGUCAUAUUUAUGACUGCCUCACUGGAGAGACAUUCCAUGGAUUUCCGGUUAUAGAACAAGAUCUAAGCUGUGAUGUCAUGUACAAGGGCAAGUUAAAGGGGAUCAUACUCCGGCAUCAGAUUCUUGUGCUUCUGGAGAAGCGGGUAUUCUGUCCUGAAGGUCAGAUGCCCGCAAACAGCGUCUGUCUUGCUGACUUCGAAAAUUCCCAAUCGACGUCUCUGAGCCUGAGAAUUCAGGACAUAACACUAAGUGACGCAGAGAAGGAAUGUGUGAUGAAUCUCACCCCAUACAUGAACCAAACACCCUACACAGUAUCAGAAAAUUUUUCAAUGCCUCGAGUUUUCCGCUUGUUUAGAGGUCUUGGACUGCGGCAUUUGGUUGUUGUGAAUGAAGACUUUGAGCCAAUUGGCAUGGUCACAAGAAAGGAUCUGGCAAAAUAUCGUGCAGAAAUCAAGAAAGGGCUGCUGCAUAUGGAACAGCUAACGGUAGAAGACAGAUAA
Molecule: messenger RNA, 1692 nt
Organism: Candidula unifasciata
Lineage: Eukaryota; Metazoa; Mollusca; Gastropoda; Stylommatophora; Geomitridae
Source: the annotation of a GenBank genome assembly